AUGAAGUCGAUUGUUCUGAUAGCCCUGCUACUACCAAUUGCAUUUGCUUCCUAUUGCGGUCAAUCGGCAAUUCCUUAUACAUUUCAGGUUAUUAAAAGCGGAAGGCCGGUUUUAGGAUGUGCACGUCCAAAAUGCUUCGGAUGGACAGCUAAUGGAACCCGUGCUGGAGAUUCAGCCCAGUUCUACCGUGUCGCUGGCAAAGAAGAUGGAUAUUUGAGAAGAGCUGACCAGUUCAUCAGAGCUCCAUCAAAGAACCCCAAUUUUGUGCCGCAGAUUGCAAUUUGCGCUGACAAUUACAAAUCGAGCAGUUGCGAAGAGGGCGAAUGGGUUGGUGGAAUCGCUCCACAAUCGGAUCCAUUCUCGUCGAAUCUUGAGAUGAGAUGUUGUAGCUAUCAAGUCCUUAUCAAUUCGCAAGAUCGCGGAAAAGCCACGGUCCGCCGGGGUCAACUUGUCGUUGGUGGUGAAGUCCGCGAAAAUGGAAAGCUUGUCGCUUUCGAUUACAUUGCUAACUUAAAGAAAGAAGUGACAAAUACCGGAAAUGUUACAUAUUAUGCUACUAUCAAGAGAAUGCCAUGCUUCGAUGAAGAUGAAAUUGUUGAGAGCGAGGGAAAAGUUGAUAACCGGGUCGUCGAAACCGCUGCUGUUACCAAUGAAAUUUCAACCACUGCGCCAGUUACUGCAAAACAUGUUCCAUCCCCUCAAGCUCAAGCUCAAGGGGUACCAACACAACACGCUACACCAACUAAUCAAGUUCAACAAGUUCUUCCAAACACCCAAAUUUAUCUGGGACAGCAGCAACCAGUACAACAACAAUAUCAACAACAAUACGGACAAUUCUCUCAGACUGGGUACGGAGUUCAACAGAAUGGACAAUACACCGGAUACCCACAAAAUGGUCAACUGCCUCAACAGACCUACUAUCAAGACCCAUUGACUGCAAUGAUUCAGCAACAGCAGCAACAAUUCCAGCAAGGACUUCUUGUACAACCACAACAAAUGACUCUCGCUCCAAUGCCAGCACUUUAUCAGCCAAUGGGAAUGCUGCCGGUGGCUCAACAGUCACUUGCCGUCUCCCAACCAGCAGCUUCUGCUGGAGCCGCCGCCGGAGCUGCAGUUCAACAGCCGCAACUCCAAAUCACUUCUACCAUUGCUCCAAUGACUCUUCCGAAGCUUGAAGAUCUUCCAAAACUUCAAAUCCCAAGCGUUGAAGAUGUUGAGCAGGUCAUCCCGCCAGUACAAAGAGCAAUUCUGACGAGUGUGGCGAAAUUCUUUGGUGUUUUGUAA
Molecule: messenger RNA, 1284 nt
Organism: Caenorhabditis bovis
Lineage: Eukaryota; Metazoa; Nematoda; Chromadorea; Rhabditida; Rhabditidae
Source: the annotation of a GenBank genome assembly